This is a messenger RNA of Aspergillus pseudonomiae, 1391 nucleotides long. RefSeq lists its product as uncharacterized. NCBI's taxonomy places the organism in Eukaryota, Fungi, Ascomycota, Eurotiomycetes, Eurotiales, Aspergillaceae. The record is from RefSeq and is a predicted model, not a curated record. The transcript has 5 exons. Bases 139 to 1194 code for a protein of 351 amino acids. Gene Ontology annotation, molecular function: metallopeptidase activity.
GCAUCGAGACCAUCCACGAAGGCAGUCAAUCUAUCAACACUGUUUAAGUAAUUCAAUCUGUCUCUAUUUCAUCUCUACUUUUGAUAUCGCUCUUUUCACCACUGACCAUCUCUUCAUUUACUCUCUUUUAUCCUCAUAAUGAAGGUCCGCAUUCAUUUUCAGUCUUUCCUUAACUGGACAGUGGGAAUCCAACUAUUCCUGUGGACACUCCUUUUGCCUUAUACAACUGCCUUUCCUUUUGAAAUCCCCCCUGACCUUGCAGAAUAUGCCCUGAAAGCCAAUGAUUCCGGCAUCCCGCACAGGCAUCUCUCUAAGAAGGCCUUGGACUACCCCGGAGUGACAUUCUCUUCAACAUGUGACGGCGCUCAACAAAGAUAUAUCAAGGAGGAACUUGAUGAAAUCAAGCUUGUGUUGGUCCAGGCACAGCAGCAACUCAGGAUAAUACGAAACGUCAUUAAGGAGAAAGAGCAGCCUAAAGAUUGGGGAACUCGUUAUUCUGAAAACAGGCGACUUCUUAACACGUUUCAGAGGUUUAUAGGGUGGAUCAAAUUCAAUCCUGCUACAAAAGAGCUGCCCGAACAACGAUUGAAUUCAUGGGUUACGAUAGCGCAACGGAUGACGCUAUUAUCCUCAAUUUACCAAAAAAUUCACCAGGCCUUAACGGAUUCAACACUCACAGUCACGAUUCACUGCAACGACCACUUCUUGGUUUACCAACCCGAGGAAAGUGACCAAACAGAGCGUGUGUAUAAAGACACGCGGCCCGAGGGUGAGGCAUCCACGGGAUUGAGAGUAUCGGCUACUGCGAAGCUAUGCCAUGAGAGUGAAAGUGCCCACGGAUGGGCUCUCAAGAACGAUGUCACAUUGAAGGACGAGAUAACUAUCUGUCCGAGUACAUUCAGAAGAACUAAUACAGCGAACAAGCUUUCCCAAUACGCUAAUGAUAUGGCCGCUUUGAAUGGCAAGACCUUGGAUGACAUGAAAUUUACAGCUGCUGCCGGUACACUUCUUCAUGAGCUCACUCAUUGUGAACACAUCCUCGGGGAGGAUAAGACAGGUGACCAGGUCGCAACUCUGCGUGGACGGACCAGGGCGGCGUACCAGGCAUACAACAUUGCAGCACUUGCGUGGACCCGCCCGGAGCUUGCUGUCAGAAAUGCCGGUACGCUGAAACACUUUUUGGUUCUUUCUUGAGUUUUGAUUUUAUUUACUAAGGCCUACUAGAUACACUCGCAUAUUUUGCUCUAGGUUCGUAAGCUACCAAAACCACUACUGCAGCUGGUUUGUACGCUAAUCUAUGGUUGCGGCCAAAAAGCCCUGUAUUACUCCAGGUGUGACUGGUCGGGGAAAGGGGCCAAGUGCGGGGAGGAUAGUAUCGCCGAUUACAAAAG